Spizellomyces punctatus DAOM BR117 is the source of this 1810-nucleotide messenger RNA. RefSeq lists its product as uncharacterized. NCBI's taxonomy places the organism in Eukaryota, Fungi, Chytridiomycota, Chytridiomycetes, Spizellomycetales, Spizellomycetaceae. The record is from RefSeq and is a predicted model, not a curated record. The transcript is spliced from 7 exons. The coding region runs from base 375 to 1634 and encodes 419 amino acids.
GACUUUUGAAAGGAAAAAGGCAUCUUUUUUUGUAAUCAAAUGGGCGCUUGCAAGCGUUAAAGUCCGCCAAGAGCCGAAGGGCCGAAAAAUGCGGCGGAAGCGGAAGUCGUAAAGCGGUAGGGAGCAGUGACGCCCCGAUGGAGGGAUGUUUGCGGAGAACCUGUUUUGUCGCCCGUUUAUCGUCCCCCGUCCAAAGCGGUUGGUUUUCCCCGUCGAAGCUAUUGGCGCACCGAGCAAUUGGUAACCACGACCACGGCCAGAUGGAACAGAUAUUUGGAUUGCGACCCUCCCCCGCCAUCUUUUCCAAGUUUCCUGUCGUCGUCCAUUCGCGUUUUUUGACCUUUUGAGGGCCUUCCUGAUUUUCAAAGGGAUUCAUGUGGCCUUCCCCUCAUGGGAGAGGUUAUAGCUCUUCCUAUGCGGACGCUGCUUGUCAGCAGCAUCCACCACUACCACCUCCAGUAUCCACCGUAGCUCAAUCGGAACAUUCGUAUAGUUCUUCUCCAUUAAAUGCCCGUCCAUCCUCUUCUUCCUCCUCUACCUCUCAUCCGAAUGAAAUGAGCCAUUAUCGUCAGCAAUACCCAACUGCUCCAUACAUGCCUUUGACGGCUGAGCAGCGCAUACAGCGACCCCCAGCUGAGCACACUACUUUUACGCCGCAUCGGACAUCCCAUUCGCUCUCAUCUCACCCAUCCGUUCCGUCGUCACAAUAUUAUGGUGAACUUGCCCACUACGACAGCAGCGAUCUCAAUCCGCGACCGAUCACGAGUCCAUUUUACAUCGAACAACCGCGACAAUCACAGGAACCACAACAAUUGCACCCUCGAUUGCCAGAGGGUGACAGGGUCGAUGAACGUGUUCAAGGACGACGAUACGAACUUCGAAUUCGACAGCAACCUGCUCGAGCACGCAUGUCGGGAUUUGGAAAUUCAGACCGACGACCGGUCGACCCACCACCGAUACUGCAGCUCUAUGCGUAUGGUCCCCGCGGUGUAGAAAACAUAGACAUCGACGAGGCCUGCCAGCUUGUCGUCCACGCAUCGCUCUGGAGUUCAGAUGGCUCAGAGGACCGCAACAUUGUCGUUAGUCCAUACUACUACGUCACACGACGGGAAGGUGCAGACAACGAGGAAAGAGGCGACGCCGACGACGAACGCAUCGAAUUUGGGUCCCCAUCCAUGUCUCGUCGCUUGAGUGGAUCUGGCGGCGCUCCUAGCGAAAGCAUGUUGGAACGGCGAAAGAGCACUGGGAGCGUCAGCCGGGAGAUGCCGCGUGAAACGGAUCAGAGGCGCGACAUGAUCCAAACGCUGGUGGGAUCUGUGGUGAGCCCUUGCGUCGCACUGGAGGAUCUUGAAGAGCGAGAAGGCCUCUUUUUUGUCUUUCAUGACCUAUCCAUACGAACACCUGGACAGUACCGGAUUCGGUUUAGUCUAUUGAAGCUCUCAAGCAAGGCAACAGUAGAUGGAGCCGAUCCAGGAACACCCAUCCUUGCAACAGCCAUGAGUGAUGUGGUUUCCGUGUAUCAACCAAAGCGUUUUCCCGGUCUAUUGGGCACGACUGAAUUAUCGGAAUGCUUUGCACGACAAGGCAUACCCAUCCAUGUACGAAGAAACCGAACAAAGAAACGAGGCGAUUGAAAGGAACCCUUUAUUUUUUUUUUUCUUUUUACUUGAGUCGUAAUAUGUGUGAAAGGGAGUAAUUUGAUGAGACUGUAUAGAUUUUCCAACUGAAUUCAGGAUCAUUAUGCAUCGACAUCGUGCAAUACAAUGAGUAUACAUUGCAUGAUGAGAGUCUUCAUGUCGCCCCGAUGAAU